This is a messenger RNA of Penicillium canescens, 1650 nucleotides long. RefSeq names its product amidase. The record is from RefSeq and is a predicted model, not a curated record. Bases 1 to 1650 code for a protein of 549 amino acids. The transcript has 5 exons. NCBI's taxonomy places the organism in Eukaryota, Fungi, Ascomycota, Eurotiomycetes, Eurotiales, Aspergillaceae.
AUGGGCAGCACACAGGCUUGGCAACAGAUCGUCUCUCAGAAACGGACUAUCAGGGAUCAACUCCUGACCCCAUAUCUAGUGGAUGAUGUAGAUCAACGUGUACCGCAAGUACAGAAUGUCGCAGAGCGCAGUCAAUUGGCGAAAGACCCUUUGGUUCAGGCCAUCACAGAUAUUGACAAUGUCGUUGUGCUGCUAGAACACCUCGAGAAAGGAGAGUUUCGAGCGGAACAGGUUAUCAAAUCCUAUAUCAAACGAGCCGUGGUGGCGCACCAAUUGACGAAUAGUCUCACUGAGAUCCUCUUCGAAGACGCUAUAGAGCAAGCAAGAGCCCUAGACGCCGAGUUUAAAGAUACCGGAAAGCUCAGAGGACCACUGCAUGGAAUCCCUAUCACGCUGAAAGACCAAUUCAACGUUAAAGGCGUCGACACGACUUUGGGAUACGUGGGCAGAUCCUUUGCUCCAGCCAAAGACGAUGCCGUGCUUGUUCAAGUGCUCAAGAAGAUGGGUGCCAUUAUCAUCGCCAAGACGAAUCUCCCGCAGAGUAUCAUGUGGGCCGAAACCGAGAACCCUCUCUGGGGACUCACGACCAAUCCUCGUAAUCCAGAGUUGUCACCCGGUGGCUCGACCGGGGGUGAAGGUGCCUUGCUUGCAAUGCACGGCUCCAUAAUCGGGUAUGGAACUGAUAUCGGCGGGAGUGUGAGGAUCCCACAGAGUACAGUAGGCCUGUAUGGAUUCAAACCUAGUAGUGCGCGACUCCCAUACCAGGGCGUCCCUGUCUCAACGGAAGGCCAGGAACAUGUCCCAUCUUCAAUUGGCCCAAUGGCUCGAGACCUCUCGUCCAUCUGCUAUAUGAGUCGUUUGUUAGCGAACAGCCAGCCUUGGGAUCUGGACCCGCGAUGUGCUCCCCUCCCCUGGAACGAGGGUGCAUUCCAGGAAAUUCAAAGCCUCCCUCUGGUUAUCGGUUUGAUUCUUGAUGAUGGCGUUGUUAAAGUCCACCCUCCCAUUGCACGCGCCUUGCAGGAACUAUCGACGGUCCUCAAAGCAAAUGGGCAUGAGGUUAUCGUCUGGGACACAUCCGACCAUGCCGCUUGUAUUGCAUUGAUGGAUCAGUACUAUACAGCCGAUGGCUGUGAGGAUAUCCGUCGAGAUGUAGCUGCGGCAGGUGAACCGUUUAUUCCACAUGUUGAAGCUUUGAUCAAUCGUGGCGAGGCCAUCUCGGUGUAUGAAUAUUGGCAGUUGAAUAAACGGAAAGCUGCGGCACAGAAGGGAUAUCUGGAUAAAUGGAACGCCGUGCGGUCCCCAUCUGGGAAGCCUGUUGAUGUUUUGUUGAGUCCUACUUUGCCACAUACGACUGUGCCACAUCGGAAGUUCCGUUGGGUAGGAUAUACUAAGAUUUGGAAUUUGCUUGAUUAUCCUGCAUUGACGUUCCCUGUGGAUAAGGUCAGGGCUGAUCAGGAUGCGAUGCCCUCGGAGCGGUAUGAGCCGAGGAACCAGCUCGAUGAGUGGAAUUGGAAUCUAUAUGAUGCGACGCAGGUGGACGGGUAUCCUGUCAACCUGCAGAUUAUCGGGAAGAAACUUCAUGAGGAGAAGGUGCUGGGGGUUGCUACGGUUAUUGAGAAGCUCUGGAAGAGCCAUGUCGAGGGCAAGUGA